Messenger RNA from Polistes dominula (European paper wasp), 1360 nucleotides. It is a transcript of the gene Alg-2, whose product is annotated as Apoptosis-linked gene-2. The record is from RefSeq and is a predicted model, not a curated record. NCBI's taxonomy places the organism in Eukaryota, Metazoa, Arthropoda, Insecta, Hymenoptera, Vespidae. Gene Ontology annotation, molecular function: calcium ion binding.
UGUUGUUUUACAAUAUUUUUGUCGUAGGAAUGUUGUAAGUAACAUAUAUAAGUAAGAACAAUCUGAUCGGAAUGAAGCUCAGCCAAUCACAAGAGACGUAUACUUUGGUGGAAUAUCCGCGAUUGGGUAAUAGUUAUGCAUGUGAUGAGUAAAGAAUUGGUGAGUAAAGAAUGACGUGGGAAGGAAAUAGUUGCAGUGGAAAGCAGUGGAAAGCUUGGUAUAGUGUUGACGACGCUAGUUAAAAGAACGUAGACAAACAAUUUCAUUCGAUAUUAUUCUAUGUCAUUUGUUUUUAUAUUUCAGUAGGAUAUUAAAAGAGUAUAGAAGAGUAUAAAAUCGUUAACAGCAUUGCAAUUUUAAUCGGGUUUUGAAUUCUUUGAAAAAGUUUUAUCAUUAUUACUUGAAGUAGUUGCGUGUAUUGUCGAAAUGUCUUUCACAUCGCAGAUACCUAACAGAGACUUUUUGUGGGAUGUGUUUAGAAGGGUAGAUAAAGAUUGUUCUGGUGCAAUUACGGCAGAUGAAUUACAGCAAGCGCUCUCAAAUGGUACCUGGACACCUUUUAACCCGGAAACUGUUCGCCUAAUGAUCGGUAUGUUUGACAUUGAAAAAACUAGUCCUACUUCUUCAGGUAUGUUUGAUAAAAAUCAAACAGGAACUGUCAGCUUUGAAGAAUUCGGAGCACUCUGGAAGUAUGUUACCGAUUGGCAAAAUUGCUUCAGAUCGUUUGAUCGUGACAAUAGCGGUAAUAUUGAUCGUAGUGAAUUAAAAACUGCUCUGACACAUUUUGGAUAUCGUUUGUCAGAACAUACGAUAGAUAAUCUUAUACGUAAAUAUGACAGAGCUGGUAGAGGAACCAUAUAUUUUGAUGAUUUUAUACAGUGCUGCGUCGUUCUUCAUACAUUAACCGCAGCCUUUCGGCAAUUAGAUACAGACUUGGAUGGCGUUAUCACUAUUCAUUACGAACAAUUUUUGGGUAUGGUAUUUAAUUUGAAGAUUUAAAGUAUGCUCAGAAGAAAAUAUAUACCUUGCCGUUCAAUGAUGAUUACAAAUAUAAUAUAAUACAUGUUGCCAAAUAAAUAAUAUUCUAUUUCUACACGUUUCAAGGGAAAGUAAAACUACUAUCUAUCGACGUUCUUAGGUUCGUCCAAAGAUCAAUUAUCUGUUUCUAUCGAUUUCAAAUAUUCACGGUUUGCCUAUACACUUAAGAUCGUUAUUUUCUUAUUCAUUUAUUAUUAAUAUUACUAUAAUAUUAUUAUUAUUAAUUGUUGUACAAUAUUCCUAUUGUAGAUCUGUUUCUACAUCUUUUUAAUAUCCAUGUUUAUGCUUAAAUGAUAAAAUAUAGUAAAGUAUUAUAUUUCCA